AUGUAUAAGAAUUAUGAAAAUAUGUGGGAAUAAAAUUAAAAUAACUUUCAAAUUAUGCUUCCAUAAUUAACAAAUAGAUUGAGAAAAGAUUUUUUUUUUAUCCUUGAAUUUCCAAAAUUUUAUAUAAGAACUUAAGAUAAUCAAAGAAAUUAAAUGAUUAUGGAAGUAAAUUUAUAAAUUAAUGAUCAAUCUAUAAACAAAAACAUUUGUAAAUAACAAAAUAAAGAAGAUUUAGAAAUUCAGAAAUAAUAUUAUAGAAUGAUUGUUAAAGAAAUUAUUAUAGAUCAAGCACGAAAAGCAUGUGAAUAAUAUAAAUUUGAAAAGGUUUAAGAUAAAAUUCAUUAAAUGAUACCUGAUUUAAGAUUUAAUUUAAGUUAAAUAAACUACUGAAGAA
Messenger RNA from Paramecium sonneborni, 394 nucleotides. NCBI's taxonomy places the organism in Eukaryota, Ciliophora, Oligohymenophorea, Peniculida, Parameciidae. The record is from the annotation of a GenBank genome assembly.